GUUUGUAAAUGGACGUAGAUCUAAUGUUAUUAAUGUGAUAGAAAAGUAACCUAAAGUGUAGCACGAUGAAUAUACGUGUAAAACAACCAGUAAUUAUUGGAAACUGUUAUAGAGGGCAACCUAAUCGACUAUGGGAGGUUUUUAUUUUGAAGUGGUUCCUGGUAGCUGUCGCCUGCCUUAUUGCCGCAGGUGCUGUAACAGUAUACUUGGCACACUACUUCAUGAAGACAUGCUAUACAUCAACCAAUGUCACUGGCGUAACGGCACAACACAGUGAUCUGAAUACAUACAAGGGCCAAUUACAAGACAUGGGAAAUGGUUACUCAUUAUUUAAACAAGAAGAUAUGACACAAAUAUGCAAAACUGAUGGAUUGACUGGCAGCCAACAAAUGAGAAAACAUAGUACAAAGCUUGUGUGUUAUUAUACAUUUCCAGGACCAGGUGGUUUGGUGCCAGACAAAAUCGAUCCUUUUCUUUGCACUCACAUUAACAUUGCAGGAGUUGGUAUAAAUAAUAGCAAGCUGGAACCACUUAGUGAAGAAAGACAAGAAGUCAUUAAGUCUCUUGUUGGUCUCAAAAUUCGUAACAAAAAUCUUAAAGUUAUCCUGUCUGUGAUUGGUAUGCCAGGUGGAUUUGGAGAUAUGGUUUCAAAGUCAUCAUCCAGGAGAAUGUUCAUCAAAGAUUUGUUGUGGACACUGUCAUACUAUUCAUUCGAUGGUGUUGAUUUUGACUGGGAAUUCCCCGCUUGGCCUGGUAAAAUUUCAGAACGCAAAAAAUUUAUUAUUUUUUUGAAGGAGCUGCGAGAUGCAGUUCGGAAAAGUCAACUAAACACUAUUGUGAGUGUAGCUGUCGCAGCACAAGAGACGAUUGUGGAUGUUUCAUAUGAUAUUCCUGAAAUGAACAAAUACAUUGAUUACGUAAAUCUCAUGGCAUAUGACUACCACUUUUAUACUGAGUAUACCCCAUUGACUGGGCCUAAUGCUCCAUUAUAUAGCCUUCCAAGUGACAAAGGUUACAUGUCCACACUCAACACAAAUUGGUCUUCACUUUACUGGCAUGAUAGAGGCAUGCCUAAGAACAAGAUCGUCAUUGGAAUACCAACUUAUGGCCAUUCCUUCUGGCUCAUUAAUGCUGAGAAUCAUGGUUGGUCAGCUCCUGCUUCAGGAUAUGGAAAAAUUGGAAGUAAAGGAUUUGUAAGCUAUCCAGAAGUGUGUCAGUUCCUUCAUUCCACUGGAAGUAAAUACAUUUUUGAUAAAAAUUUUGAAGUGCCCUAUGCUUACCAGGGUUUGGAGUGGAUUUCGUAUGAUGAUGAAUGCAGUGUAAUGUACAAGGCAAAGUAUAUCGCCAGUGGCUCUUAUGGAGGAGCAAUGGUAUUUUCUCUCAAUGUAGACGACCAUCAAGGUGUGUGUGCUGGUACAACAUUCUUGCUGACAACACAGAUAAGGAAUAUUCUAGGAGUUUCUUGGCAGUAAGAUGAUACCAACUUCUCUUGUAAGCAGUCUACCAUGAUAAGACAUCCACAAAACACAAGUGGAUGAAGUUCACCGAAACAGAAUUGAAUGAUGUAUGUACUUCAGUACUGUUUCCAGGCAAAAAUGAAUCAACUUUGUCACUUUUCGAAGUUGUUUAUAAGCCCAAGAUGCUUAGAAGGGCUGGAAUUAAAGACAGAUAACCCGUAUUAUUGGUGUUACAGAUGAAGUUCCAAUAGUUUGUGUUUGCAUGUAUCCAACUAUAAAUGACACACAGCCUUUUACUUUCAGUUACAUUUUUAGUACCAUUUGACAACCCCAAGUGUGGUCUAGGUCAUUGCAGCAACUAAUGUCAGGUGGCAAAAGUGAUGCAGUUACUUCUCAGUUGAAACACAGAACUUGUCUUCACAGAGCUGUACAUUGGCUUGCUUGUAAUAUUAAAUUGACCAACAAAUAGAAAAGUGUGACUUUUAGAAAAAAUAUGACAAGUUGUUUUUGGGAUCAGCUAUGAAUUCAUUCAACAUGGUGAAUCAGUGUGUAGUAUCCUGAUGUACUUACUUGGAAAUUUGCAAAGAAGUACAUUCAUGAUCAUGCAGCACAGGCUUUCGCGGCCAGUGUAGGCACAAGUAUUUUCCUUAGAACAUGACAUAAUUCGCAGAAACCCCAUGUCAAUAAGGAAGUAUAUUCAUGAUCACAGUCCAUAAGGAAUUUCCGAUUUACAGUUGGACUGUACCAGUGUGUACCUAGUUUAUAUCCCUGCCUCUCAUUUUAUCAAUCAGCAUGAAUAUUGUGGUGAUCCACAAACUUGGAUCACAGGUGGGAUUGUCAAGCGAUUCAGUUAGAUUCCAGUUUAAACAAAUGUUGUGAUGUAACUGAAUGUUAAUAAAAUUUUAUCUACAGCUCUAUUA
Molecule: messenger RNA, 2377 nt
Organism: Schistocerca americana (American grasshopper)
Lineage: Eukaryota; Metazoa; Arthropoda; Insecta; Orthoptera; Acrididae
Product: acidic mammalian chitinase-like
Exons: 8
Coding region: 66-1472 (468 amino acids)
Biological process (GO): chitin catabolic process; carbohydrate metabolic process
Cellular component (GO): extracellular region
Molecular function (GO): chitin binding; chitinase activity
Source: RefSeq, a predicted model, not a curated record